AUGUCGGAAAGAGAAUCACAAGCUCUGAAGGAAUACAUCAAAGACAGACUCGAAAAGAAACAAAUUCGACCAUCGAAAAGUCCAGCAGGACACGGUGUAUUAUUCGUACCCAAGAAGGGAGGGGAAUUACGACUAUGCAUUGACUACCGACCACUGAAUGACAUUACGGUCAAGGACAGACACCCAUUACCGCUCAUUACAGAAAUACAAGAUAAGAUAAGAGGAGCAAAAUGGUUUACGAAACUCGAUAUUACAGAUGCAUACCACCGCCUCAGAAUCGCGGAAGGCGAAGAAUGGAAAACUGCAUUUCGAACAAAAUAUGGACAUUACGAAUACUUGGUUAUGCCUUUUGGGCUCACCAACGCACCAGCAUCGUUUCAGAGGUUCAUCAAUGAAGCACUAGGAGAAAUCCUCGAUGUAUUCGUCAUCGCAUAUCUAGACGACAUCCUAAUCUUCUCGCACAGCCUCGAAGAACACGUUCAACACGUCCAAACAGUUUUGGAGAAGCUACAGAGAGCAGAAGUACGACUCAAAUUGAAAAAAUGUGAAUUCCACGUCCAAGAAACCGAGUUUUUAGGACACUGGAUAUCCACCGAGGGAAUACAAGCGGAGGAAGGAAAGGUGAAAGCUAUCCGAGAAUGGCCAGAACCAACCAACCUCAAGGAACUGCAACAGUUCAUCGGAUUGCUGAACUAUUAUCGGAAGUUCAUCGAUCGAUACGCGCAUAGGCUAGCACCACUCUUUGACUUACUCAAGAAAUCAAAGCAAUGGGAAUGGACAAACGAGCACCAAAGCGCAUUCGACAAAGCGAAAGAAGCAAUCACCACUGCACCAAUCUUGGCACAGCAUGAUCCAGCUAAGCAGACCAUCAUUGAAACCGACGCAUCUGACUAUGCGAUUGGCGCACGAAUGGUACAAGCGGGACCAGACGGAAAGCUACGACCAAUAGCAUUCGAAUCUAGGAAACUAGUUCAAGCGGAACUGAACUACGACAUCCACGACAAGGAAUUGUUGGCUAUAGUGUCAGCGUUCAAAAAAUGGAGGGUUUACCUAGAAGGAGCACAACACCAGAUCAUUGUGAAAUCGGAUCAUAAAAACCUGACGUACUUCACAACCACGAAGGAGCUCACACGAAGACAAGCGAGAUGGGCUGAAACACUAUCACAAUAUGACUUUAGGAUUGAACACUGCAAGGGAUCAGAAAACGGUCAAGCCGAUGCCUUGAGCCGAAGGCCUGAUCAUGAGAUCAAAGGAAAAACAAUCGAGACUGCAAUAUUGAAACAGCAUGAGGACGGAUCGAUCGGAUAUAAUAAGCAGACACUCGCAGCAGUAACUGUGGAAAUCAAGGACCCUACUCGACACCUCAUCGCGAAAGCAAACAAAAAAGACGAAGCACUCACACAGAAACUCGAAGCAAGCGACGACCUGUUCACCAAAGACGAAGAUGGAAUCGUAUACUACCGAAACCUCAUUUGGGUUCCUCAGAAACUACGGAACAUGAUUAUUCAGGAACACCAUGACAACCCGACACGAGGACACUUUGGAGUCGAGAAAACAUCGGAACAGAUCGCAAGGAACUACUAUUUCCCAAACAUGGCAAAACAAGUCAGGAAAUAUAUCGACAAAUGCGAAACAUGCAUCAGAGACAAGCCAGCAAGACACAAACCAUAUGGACUUAUGCAAUCACCAGACGCACCUUCGAGACCCUGGGAAUGGAUCACAAUCGACUUUGUGGGACCACUACCUGAAUCGGAAGGAUGGGACAUGAUAACGGUGAUAACAGACCGACUCACCAAAUACAUUCAUUUGGUACCAAGCAAAUCAACACUCGAUGCAGUGCACCUCGCACACUUACUCGUCAAUCACGUCUUUGUUCAUCAUGGAAUGCCAAAAAAGAUCACAUCGGAUCGAGACAAGUUAUUCACAUCGAAGUUUUGGCAAUCACUCACAGACCUAAUGGGGAUAGAUCAGAAGUUAACCACGGCAUAUCACCCACAAGGAAAUGGUCAGACGGAAAGAACAAACCAGACGAUCGAACAAUAUUUGCGACACUACGUCAAUUAUCAACAGGAUGAUUGGGCAAACCUGUUACCAACAGCACAGUUCGCAUACAAUAACGCGGAACAUUCGACAAUAGGAACAACACCCUUUUACGCAAAUCACGGGUACCACGCUAAAGUGGCAGGUGAGCCAAGAAAUAAACAACCUGUCGCAGAAGAAGCGAUCGAAACAGUCGAAGGAUUGAAAAGCUUGCACAAUCAAUUAUCCUUGGACAUCAAGUUCUUUAACCAUCGCGCGGCAAUGUACUACAACCGACACCACGAAAAGGGACCUACCUUUAAGAAGGGGGAGAAAGUAUUCCUACUCCGCAGAAAUAUCAAAACGAAGAGACCAAGUUCGAAACUCGACCAUCAGAAAAUCGGACCAUUCAGAGUCGAAGAACAAAUUGGCAACGUCAACUAUCGAUUAAAACUACCAGACUCGAUGAAAAAGAUACACCCCGUGUUUCAUAUCUCGUUAUUGGAACCUGCACCAGAAAAUGCCAAAAUCGCUGAAAACAUCGAACUCGACGAAGAAGGAACGGAAUACGAAGUCGAAAAAAUACUAAAACAUAAGCGAGUCAAUGGGAAACCGCACUACCUGGUGAAGUGGAAGGGUUACAGUACCUCAGAAAACUCAUGGGAGCCUAUCGAGAAUUUGACGGGCUGCCACCAGCUGGUUCGACAGUACCACCAGCGGAAGGAUCAAAAUUCACCCAGAAGGAAGGGUCAUCCAUCAGCUGACCCCGGAACAGGAAACCGCAGUUUCCUGAUGGUGCAACUUCUCCUGCGCCUCACGCUCUUUUUGCUCUUGACGCUCAAGUUCCUCGAGUUCCUCAAUUUCUUUAAUAUCACGCGCAAUGAAAUCACCUGCACGUUUUUGCAAUAA
Molecule: messenger RNA, 2928 nt
Organism: Aspergillus oryzae RIB40
Lineage: Eukaryota; Fungi; Ascomycota; Eurotiomycetes; Eurotiales; Aspergillaceae
Exons: 2
Coding region: 1-2928 (975 amino acids)
Biological process (GO): DNA integration
Molecular function (GO): nucleic acid binding
Source: RefSeq, a predicted model, not a curated record